GUGCUGAAUGAACAGCUCCUCUCUCAUCCUCAUAAAACUGCCGGAGAGCUCCGCGGCUCCGGCAGAGCGUUACAGCCAUGAUCCGACCGAGCCACGUGUCCACCGGCCCCGCGCUGACCCUCCAACUGCGCCCCUAACGCACACAAACUCCACCAUGAAGAGGCAAAACGUGCGGACCCUCGCCCUUAUCAUCUGCACCUUCACCUAUCUGAUCGUCGGCGCCGCGAUCUUCGACGUGCUGGAGUCCCAGGAGGAGAUGACCCAGAAGCAGAGGCUGGACAACAAUAAAAAGGACUUGCUCCGGAUUUUCAACCUGUCCUCGGAGGACUUCCACCAGUUGGAAAAGGUGGUGCUGCAGCUGAAGCCGCACAAAGCCGGUGUGCAGUGGAAAUUCGCCGGCUCCUUUUACUUCGCCAUCACCGUGAUCACGACCAUAGGAUAUGGCCAUGCAGCCCCCAGCACAGAUGGAGGGAAGGUUUUCUGCAUGCUCUAUGCUCUCCUGGGCAUCCCGCUCACUUUGGUGAUGUUCCAGAGUGUAGGUGAGCGCAUCAACACUUUUGUCAGGUACCUCCUUCACCGCCUGAAGAGGUGCCUUGGAAUGAGGCACACUGAGGUUUCCAUGGCCAACAUGGUGACCAUUGGUUUUAUAUCCUGCAUGAGCACACUGUGUGUGGGGGCACUGGCCUUCUCCCACUUUGAAAAAUGGACUUUCUUUCAUGCGUACUACUACUGCUUCAUCACCCUCACCACCAUUGGCUUUGGGGACUAUGUGGCUCUGCAGAAAGAUCAAGCUCUGCAGACCAAGCCAGAUUAUGUGGCCUUCAGCUUCAUCUACAUCCUGACGGGCCUGGCGGUGAUAGGAGCCUUUCUCAACCUAGCAGUGCUGAGAUUUAUGACCAUGAAUGCCGAGGACGAGAAGCGGGAUGCCGAGCAGAGGGCUCUUCUCGCCCACAAUGGACAGGCAGGUGGGCACAUCAACUGCUCUGUAGACCCAGCCUCCCCCUCCUUCACGCCGCCCGGCUGCGGCGGAGGGAGCUCGGUGGGAGGGAGCGGUGGGGGAGCCGCGAGCCGGGGCCUGCGCAACGUUUAUGCCGAGGUGCUCCACUUCCAGUCCAUGUGCUCGUGUCUUUGGUACAAGAGCAGAGAGAAGCUGCAGUACUCCAUACCCAUGAUCAUCCCACGUGACCUCUCCACCUCAGACACCUACAUGGAGCAGGGGGAGGCUUUUUACAACCCUCUCCACUCUAAUGGCUGCAUAUGCAGCAUGCACCACUCGGGCAUCAGCUCGGUGUCCACUGGCUUACACAGCAUUAACACCUACAGGAGACUCAAUAAACGCAGAAGCUCCAUCUAACAACCAGAGGGACUUUAGUUCAAUAAAGGAGGACCUUCUUAUUCUGGUGUAAGGAACAAUGGAUGUCAGUUUCAGUGCUGAAGAGAUUCAACACCCCAACCGUUAGCUAAAUCCUACAGCUCCAGACUUUUCUGUUCUUUUCUUUUCAAAGCAAAACCCAUUCAGCACCAACACUGUUCUUGUAGCCUCAGAAAUCAUGCUAACGGCUGUCUAAAGAGCAUUUGCUCUUAGCAAUAUCUUUAUUUUGAACUCAGCAUUUAGAAAAAACCCCAGUAAGAAAACAGAAACGAUCACUGUAAGACAUGUUUUUAAAGACUGAUUGGAGUGUUUUAACGGUUUUUGUCCUGUCAAUGGAAUAGGUCAGAUUUUUUAAAACUGAGGUUCUGCAGAAAGCGUUAUAAUUGGCUUAGAGAAAUACUUUAAUUCUGACUAGAUUAACAAGGAAACGCAGGAUGGUUGCUGUUUUAAACAACUCUUUUAAAAUAUCAUAGUAGCUCAUGAGAACAAUUUUAUUAACCUUUCAGAUUCCGAGCAGCUUCACAUCACAAUCAUUUGAUCAUAAAUGCUAACAUCUUCCUGCUGGAAGUGCUCCAGCUACACUGGAAGUGCUAAAGCUCGCUGCUACUGUUUGUGCUGCAAAUAUCCAUUGAGUUCUAUGUAAAUAAUCACAUGCAACACUGAUGGCAAUGCAUUGAUGUAUAAAUCAGUAUUUGCAUGAACUGCUAUGAAAUGUUUGAAGCUUUUAUUUUGAAAUCGCUGCAAAUCUACUUUCGUCUUUUGCCUCACUUAAAAAAAUCUGACCUAUUGUUUUAGGAAAGAAUGUAGAAACUUAGUCCCAUAUUUUCAUAAAAAACUUUUCAAAAUGAAUCUUUAAUUGCUUGUAGCAUACUUGAAUGAGUGAAAUUUUAAUCUGUAUGUAUCUUUGAAUGGGUCAUUUUAAGCUGUUAUUGAUGAAAAGCCUAUUUUUUUCAGUGAAAGUCUCCCAAAAAAGCAUCUUGGUAUCUUUUCUGCAUCUGUUUUAGGUCUAAGCCAAACUUUCUGAUAUGCGUUACAUUUUUUCACAGUUCUGAUGAAGAAUAUUAGUUUUCCUGACCUGAACAGUUGCACGUUUUGAUCUGACGAGGAUCGGAUCUGCAAGUGUCUUCAAGGCCUCCUCGCCACCCUUUCAGACCUCAUUACAAAUAGCUAUGAAUUUAUUUUUCAUAGUAUUCUUUUGUGCAUUAAUCUGUUUCAUGUAAAUCAUAUAACUCAACUAUAAUCUGAGAGUUUAAAUGGGAGCGUGUGUGCUCAUGUGUAUUGUAGAAAGGCAUAUCGUAUUCACUGCUGCACCUUAGAGGACUGUCGUGCUUUCAGACACUGGGACUCAGUGCACAAAGUUGUUUUAUUUUAUUUUGUAAAGGAAUCACUGAUCUGUUGUGUAAAAGAUGAACCCAAAAUGAUUCUCAUUUGUGUUAGAAGUCACAAGUGUUUGACUUGAAGGCCGUGUUGUUGAUGUAGAAGUUACAGUUCACCUAACCAUUAAAACAGCGUCAGAUUUUGCACGUCUUGCACUUACGUACGAGGAGAAAGGGGGUCGUUGCAUUGACCCCAUCAAAACACACUUGACUCAGCCAACUGAGGUCUUUAUGCAGUGUCUGUUUUAUUAUCUUCUGGAGGAAUUUACAUUUUCUCUUAAUCAAUUGUAUUUUUGUUGUUUAUCUUUCAAUCCAGUUUAUUUGAAUUUAUUUUGAAUGUUGAUGAUGCCUGCUGUUCAGUGUGUCUCAUAACUGAACCGUUCUAUGUGAUCAUGCAUUUACAUGUUUCUUUGACUAUAUUAAAAUAUUAUUUCAUGUGAAACAAA
Messenger RNA from Nothobranchius furzeri (turquoise killifish), 3194 nucleotides. It is a transcript of the gene kcnk3a, whose product is annotated as potassium channel, subfamily K, member 3a. Gene Ontology annotation, cellular component: plasma membrane. NCBI's taxonomy places the organism in Eukaryota, Metazoa, Chordata, Actinopteri, Cyprinodontiformes, Nothobranchiidae. The record is from RefSeq and is a predicted model, not a curated record. Gene Ontology annotation, biological process: potassium ion transmembrane transport; stabilization of membrane potential. Gene Ontology annotation, molecular function: potassium ion leak channel activity; outward rectifier potassium channel activity; open rectifier potassium channel activity.